AUGAUUCAGAAGUGUUAUGAAUGUCUCCCAUCGCUUGCAAAUCAGGCUGAGCUGCUGCAAUUUGACGAGCAAACGCAAUUCGACGUCAAAGAGUUUCGGCAUCGCAUUGCUGAGGCUGAAAAGGAGCUUCUGGGUCUUCUUCGCAGCAGCGCAGACUUCCGUUUGGAGGUUGAAGAUGCGGAAUCGAAGUGGAAGGAGAGACAGGCAUACAAGAAGGUUUUGAUAGACGCCGUGCAGCUGGCCGUGGAUUCUGCGAAACCUUCGGAGCCGAUGGAGACUGCACCACAGGAGCUGCUGGUUGACUGCCGUGAGAAGCUUCAACGAUUGCAGAUUGAGAUUUUGGAAGAGGAACGGAGGCGCCAGGCGCGGUCCGCAGAGUUCAAUGAGCUUUGUGAAGACAUCGCAGAGCUCAAAGAGGUGAAGCAGAGGGCCAUGCUGCAGCUGCAAUCUUUUCUGGAGCUACGUGAGCAGCAACGGCAGGGGAGACUCAAAAAUGCCGUCGCGCAGCUAAUGCCUUUGGCACCGGUUGACUUGAAUCGCCUCUUGGCUGCAAGAGAUAGCUCCGUCCAGGCAACCUACUUCCGGCUUAUUUUCAACCCAAAUCCCAUGGCCCGGCCGGUAGCUAUUUGA
Molecule: messenger RNA, 630 nt
Organism: Symbiodinium pilosum
Lineage: Eukaryota; Dinophyceae; Suessiales; Symbiodiniaceae
Source: the annotation of a GenBank genome assembly